Molecule: messenger RNA, 918 nt
Organism: Cyphellophora europaea CBS 101466
Lineage: Eukaryota; Fungi; Ascomycota; Eurotiomycetes; Chaetothyriales; Cyphellophoraceae
Exons: 1
Coding region: 1-918 (305 amino acids)
Source: RefSeq, a predicted model, not a curated record
AUGGCGAGCUACGACUGGCAACAGUUCGAAGUGGUCUUCCAAGCGAAGCCAGACUACUCCCCCGACCAAAAGCAGGCCGAUGCAGCAUUGAAGCAUCGAAAAGAAUUCGGAGGGAAGUUGUUCUUCGAUCGCAUCUGGAGCACUCUGAACCUGCAAAAGGCCACAAAGGCAUACCCACCACGUUCCAACAACGAACUCAAGGAACUGUGGAAGAGGAUCGUCGAUGCGAAGAGCUCUGAUGAGCAGAAGCUGGCACUUCUCUACUACAUUAUCCGCGACUGUCGCAACAUCACCCUGGAGAAAACGUUCUUGCAGAAGACCUACCUUCCGGAGAAAUAUCAGUUGCUGGUGACCGGCUUGUGGGAGCUCGACCAUUGUCAAUUUCCCAGGGCUUUAGAUUGCCUGACCGACCCGACUCUCAUCCCUCCUACAUUUCCCGACGACGUUCUCAUGGUCUUGCUCCGUCACCCGAAGGCCACCCCUUCGCAGGCAAUGGCAUAUUACGUGACCGUUCAGCCACCGUUGCAAGACGAGACUGUCCUGAUCGCGUAUUUCGAUCUCCUUGUUCGGACCAGUGUUUCCGAGGCCUACGACUUUGCAAGACAGAGCUCUCAGCACAAGCGCUUAUUCGAAAGUCUGGUCACUUCCAUCCACGAGGCUGAACCGGGUGACGCCCGUGCAGCUGGCGCUGUACAGCUCAUUGGUAUGCCCUUCACGGAAGACGAAGAACGGUGGUUUGAAGAAUGCCUCUUACAGGGCUCAGCAUCCAAAUGCAACGGCGCCAAGGACUCGAUUCUCAUGCGACGCCUAGCAACAGGGCGGUUGCAGAGCGACAGUACUCCUCAGCUAGCGCGCUAUAAGGGCAAUAAAACCAACGGAGCGAACUGGGACGAUAUUCGGACGAUCGUCAAUGGAUGA